AUGUCGACCUACAAUAUCCUAGUCAGCGGUUAUCGAGAGACAUACACCAUACUCUCUUUCGAUCCCGCAACAUCCAAGGUGAAAGUUGUAUCAGAUUCAAAAGCACCCGAAAAGGCAUCAUGGAUUGAACCUGCUUCGAAACAACAUAAUCCAUUAGCAUCAAGUAGAAAAUUAUAUUCGAUCUCAGAGGUAGAGAAAGGUCUCGCAGUCAGUCUUGAGUUGAAAGAUGACAAGAUCGAAAUCACCAGUGAACGAGAAACUCAUGGAGGUCCAGCUCAUAUCCAUGUAAUGAAAGAUGGAUCUGGAUUGGCAGUAGUAAACUACAUGGGAGGAUCAAUGAUCUAUUUCCCAUUCAACGAAGAUGGUACAUUAUCUUCCAGCCCGUCAGAACUACUCCACUUCCCAUUCUUGUACAAAGAUGGAAAUGCACCUAAUCCAGAAAGACAAGAUACACCUCAUGCUCAUCAAGUCAUCGAAGGUGAACCUGGAAGAUUGUAUGUUUGUGAUUUAGGUAAUGACCGAAUCUGGGUGAUUCAGAAGAAAGGGGAGAAGACUUUAGAAAUUGCAGGUUGGUUACAAGCACCUCCCGGAACUGGACCAAGACAUGCUACUUUCAGUGCAGAUGGUAAACACCUUUAUGUGUUGACGGAAUUGACAUCCGAUGUAUUGGUUUUCUCACUUACAACUCCAACAUAUCCAAUUGUCCCUAAACCUGAUUUCAAAGUGAAUGUCAUACCCCCUUCAGUGCCGAAAGAAGCUCAUGAAUUCAUGAAUUCGGCUGAAUUGAUCCUUAAUCCUGCUUAUCCAAAUAUCCUUUAUGCAUCAAACAGAUUAGAGAUGAGUUUGAAUGAGAAAUCAAAAGGUAAAUUCAAGACCGGCGAUGACGUUUCGGGGGAUUCGUUCGCUAUUAUCGAACUAUCAUCUACCGGUGAUGAAAUAAAGAAUCUCAAACACUUCACAACUGAUUUGGACAAUUUAAGAGGAAUGACAAUCAGUUCAGAUGGGAAAUACAUCGUUACAGCAGGAAGAAAGUCAGGUGGAUUGGCGAUUUAUGAAACUGGUAAAAAUGGUAAAGAACCAAGAUUAGCAGGUAAACACGAAGGUAUAGAUGGUGUAACGGAUUUAACUUUUUUGUAA
Messenger RNA from Kwoniella shivajii, 1137 nucleotides. RefSeq lists its product as uncharacterized. The transcript is spliced from 4 exons. Bases 1 to 1137 code for a protein of 378 amino acids. NCBI's taxonomy places the organism in Eukaryota, Fungi, Basidiomycota, Tremellomycetes, Tremellales, Cryptococcaceae. The record is from RefSeq and is a predicted model, not a curated record. Gene Ontology annotation, molecular function: 6-phosphogluconolactonase activity; protein binding.